Arachis duranensis is the source of this 1263-nucleotide messenger RNA. RefSeq lists its product as uncharacterized. The transcript has a single exon. Lineage: Eukaryota; Viridiplantae; Streptophyta; Magnoliopsida; Fabales; Fabaceae. Bases 1 to 1263 code for a protein of 420 amino acids. Gene Ontology annotation, molecular function: catalytic activity. The record is from RefSeq and is a predicted model, not a curated record.
AUGCUAGGCUUGAUUGAAACCAAGAAGGAGGUUGUGUCUAGGUUUGAUGUAGCACGUCUGUGGGGUUGUGAUACGGUGGACUGGGAGUGUGUGGAGUCUGUUGGUGCAUCGGGUGGUUUGCUGUUAAUGUGGGAUAAUUUUCUAUUUACAAGACUGAAUUGCUUUAAAGGGGACGACUGGCUGUGCGUGGAGGGUAUUCUGACAAAAAAUAAUUUCAAAUGUGUUUUCUGCUUGAUAUAUGGUGCACAUGUUAGGAGUGAAAAACUGGUAAUGUGGGAGGAGUUAAGCUAUAUGGUGGGUCUUUGUCAGGUUCCGUUUUGCUUCAUGGGAGACUUCAAUGAGAUACUACAUUUGGAAGAAAGGAAAGGGGCUACUAGUCUACCGGCAUCUGUGGAGGAUUUUAAAGAUUGGGUACAAGAUAUGCAGUUAGUUGAUUUACCGUUAACUGACCGGAAGUUCACAUGGUUUCGAGGUCAAUCUUGUAGCCGCAUUGACAGGGUCUUGGUCAGUUUGAAAUGGCUUGAGGAGUUCCCAGACACUCGUUUGAAAGGAGGACCACGAGGCCUAUCAGAUCAUUGUCCUUUGAUUCUAGAAGACUCUAGAAUCGGUGCGGGCCCAAGACCUUUUCGCAGUUUGGAUUCCUGGUUUACACAUGAGGGAUUUCUGAAGUUGGUAAAGGAUGAGUGGAGGAAACUGGGAGACGACAUGUUUACAAACAAGCUGAAGGCGUUGACAGUACCGCUCAGGAGAUGGCAUACGGAUAAUUUUGGGGAUAUGGAUAAUAGAAUAAAGAAAUUUGAGGAGGAGAUCAAGAAGAUUGAUGACAAGGUCAGUGCUGGUAGUUAUGAUGGAACAAUGGAGGCUAGACGUAAGGCACUGGUGACUUGUUGCGCGAAGUGGUAUGUCAGAAAAGAGGUGCAUUGGAAGCAGAUGUCCAGAUCCAAGCAUGCUAGAGAUAUGGACAGGAACACUAGAUACUUCCAUAACUUAGCUUCGGCAAGGAGGAGGAACAACAGAAUAGAUUCUUUAAUGAUUAAUGGGAGGCCGGUACAGAAUCAGGCUAGAAUAAAGUCUGAGAUUGUGGGCUUUUAUAAAGAUCUAUAUAUACAGGAGCAUGCCCCUUUGAUUGGGAUCCGUGAUGGGCUGGUUAAGCAGAUUACUGAUGAAGAGGCAGCAAUGUUAGAGGAGAUGCCAUCGACAGAUGAAGUACGAGAGGCAGUCUGGGAUUGCGAGUCCAGUAAAGCUCCAGGUAGUGAUGGCUAA